AUGCAUGCAGCGCAAAAAAUGCAAGAAAAGAAGGAGGAGGAAGAAAGUGUUCUCAAGCGCCGGGCAAAUGCCUUCUACAGUGACUUGUUUGGCCGCUCCGCUGCCUACGACAACCAAGAGGCUAUGUUGUCAGCUCGAAGGGGAAAGAAUCGAACUUCCCAUGAGGAGCACCUCAUUGUUCAUCAGGAUUGGAGCGACUGCCGAACUGAGCUGCUGCCAGGGGCCCGCAAAGGGCAGGACGCUACGCCACAAGUGCGCCGGAGCGAAGAGCUCCAUCAGGCCCGGAUCUUCGGCGAGGAGAAUGGCAGCUGGAAGAGCCCUAGUAAGUUGGAAGCGGUCUCUCACGACAACUCUGAGAAAAUCAAGUACAGUGAUGGCAUGAGCACUCGUCAGCUGCAGCAGGGGCAUCUGAAAGCUACCCUCCAGUCUGACGACUUCUACAAGAAUGCCAGCAACAUCAAGGAAUGGGAGGUAAUCGAGCUGCACGUCUCCGGCUUGCCUCAUGAUGCAGAUGACGUGCCAACCCCCUUUCGGAGGUAUUGUCAUUCUCCAAAGUGUCAAGGCAUUGCUUGGAGAACUGCUUCGUUGCACCUCCGAACUGCGCAGUUGCAUGAUGAAGAACGACGAGUCCAUGAAACCAAAGUGGACAAAACAUGGCUUGUGGACACACAGUUCUUGCACGUAUCCCUGACCUUUGCAACACCUGGUUUUUCUAACUUCUCUUUUCCAGGCAAAUGCAAGAGUAAUCCGAGGAACAACGUGUUUGGAAGAUUAGCCUCUGUCAGCUUGCAGACUCACGUUAACUUAAUGCAGUGGAUUUCAGAAGCCUUUCCACUUGGGCCCAAUGGAAGCGUGCGGCCCUCACUUGCACCGUUUGCAUCAUAA
Molecule: messenger RNA, 885 nt
Organism: Durusdinium trenchii
Lineage: Eukaryota; Dinophyceae; Suessiales; Symbiodiniaceae
Source: the annotation of a GenBank genome assembly